UUUUGUUCUGAGGCCACAUCCUGUUUACGCUCAUUUAUACUGUACUUCACUGAAGAGACUGUGGUCUGGGUUCAAGUGGGUAAAAGGGAAGACCAAGCUGAAAUGCCAUCGCCUUCGCUCUAAACACGACCUGAACUGCUGAAAAUAUACGGAACUCUCCUCGUGGCCUCAGUUCCUGUUAGCACCAACAACCAUGACAUGCCGGGACAUCCAUGCCACCAACGCUUUUUCCUUCAUCAUCGCCUUUGUGUCUGUGGGAGGGCUUGUUGUGGCAACGGUAAUCCCACAGUGGCGUAUAACAAGACUCGUCACCUUCAAUCGCAACGCCAAGAACAUCAGCGUCUAUGAUGGGCUGUGGGCUAAAUGUGUGAAACAGGAUGGCUAUUCAGGAUGCUACUACUAUGAUUCAGAGUGGUACUCUAAAGUGGACCAGCUAGAUCUGCGGCUCCUGCAGUUCUGCUUGCCUGCAGGCCUGCUGUUCGGCUCGCUAGCUCUGCUGCUGUGCAUGGCUGGGAUGUGCAAGACCUGCUGCUGCUCAGACAAGCCUGAGCCAGACAUUAAAACCAUCAGAUUUCUUGUCAACAGUGCAGGCUGUCACCUGGUGGCCGGGAUGUUCUUGUUCCUGGGUGGAGCUAUCGCCAUUGCACCCUCAGUGUGGUUCUUGUUCCGCACAAAGGAGCUGAACAUCAGAUAUGACAACAUGUUCUCUGAUGGGUUUGCUGUAUAUGUAUCAAUAGGCUGCUCUGGAGGACUGAUGCUCGCCGCGCUGAUGAUGUUCAUGUGGUACUGUAUGUGUAAGAAGUUGCCUUCACCCUUCUGGUUGCCCAUGCCCUCCAUGCCAACCUCGCUGUCCACCCAGCCUCUGACUGCCAAUGGAUAUCCUCCCUCACCAGUGUAUGGUCCUCAGCCCUUCCCACCACAGACCUAUCCUCCCACAGUGAUCGACACCCAGCCUUAUGUGCCAUCCCAGGGCUAUGCACAAAGUGUGGUCGCCCCCGCACCACCACAGGUGUACAUGUCUCAGAUUUCUGCUCCAGAUGUUUACGGGUCUGAGGUGGGAGGGUCAGGGACCCAGGCCUACAGCUAUGCUCCCUCACAGAGCUACGCUCCCUCACAGAGCUAUGCCCCCUCACAGAGUUAUGCACCCUCUCAAAGCUACGCUCCUUCUCAGGGCUACGCAUCCAGCUACGUGGGCCACCGCUACUCGACCCGGUCACGGAUGUCUGCCAUAGAGAUCGACAUUCCCGUACUGACACAAGGAGAGUAAGAGAAGAGAGGCUGAAAAUCUCAGCACACUGAAGCCUUCUGUCCUCAAACCUCCAUUAAGUUCACCACUGAUAAAACUAACAGAGUAUGAUAGAUGGACGUUAAUAACAUGAGAGCUAUUUACAGCUUCUGGAGUGAUAGUUCCAAGAAUUCAGUCAGUCAGUCCAGGUCUGUAAAUUGUACUGUAUGUAUAUUAUAAUCCAAAAACCCCUGGAGGUACCGUAUGAAGGAUGAUAAUUUCUUUAAAAAUGAAGAAUACUAUAGCACCGGGAUGAUCAAUACUGUAAUCAGCUUAGUAUUGUCGGAAGGGAAGAAAACAAACUUUAAUUUGCAGUUCAAAACACUGAGAGACACCUCAGCCGUCUUUUUUCACUGUUUUACCUGAGCAGAAUCACUACACAGUAGUUCCUCACCUGCCUCAGAGGCCAAUGGACCAACCUACUAGCUACGUGCCAACAGUUACUACCAUUUGGUAGGUGGCUUCACAGAAAUUCCUACUCUGACUACUCUAGAUUAAUGAAGCCCUUAUAUUUGCUGCCAGAAUUACAGCUUGUCUGCAAAUUCAGUUUUUCUGUUACGUUUUUCUGUUGAACACAUACAAGUGAUUUGUCAUUGUUGUGUCCACUUUAUGGGGAUCUUCUGUUAUCACUACUGAACAAACACUGAAGGUCAUUAACUUUAAAUAACGUGUUUCUUAAUAGACAACUACUAAUUGACACACUGUAUCUUUCUGUCUGUCUGUCUUGUUUUAACAUGAAUUGUUUAUAAUGUUAGUGCCCUGCGAAGAGCAUCUGUUAUUAAUGCACUAAUUUUUUGAAUACUGUACCAGUUUACAUUGCCUUUGUUCCCAUGACCUCUAACAUAUUACUUGUCAUUUAUCACAGCAUGUACGUGUCCUUAAGUGUUUAUUUGUCAAUAAGAUGACACUAAAUCUGUGUUAAAUGUAAUGUACAGAUUCAGAUUUUAAUUACUGUGUAGAGUUGGAAUUUUAUUAUGAGCUGUAAUGUCAGAAACAGCAAUGACAGGAAUGAUAAUGCUGUUCGUAUACUCAACAUGUCAGAUUAUGAUUAAUGGAAGAACUGUAUAAAGCAGUCAGAUUAUCAGACGACCAUGUGAGAAAUGUUAGAUGUACCAUUAAUCGUCUGCCAACUUAGCUGGAAGUGUGAUGUUGUUCACGUUGGUACAUGUUAGUACUUGUUUUUAAGCCAAAUGUAACCGUCAUUUCAGUUGUUGCCUUUUUGUGUGUUUUGCUUAAUGAGCACUGAUCAACGUUUCUUCAGUACAAUGUGUCCAUUGUGUUAUUCUGCAAUGUUGAGGUUCCUGAUAUUGUGAAAUUGUUUUUCUAUACUGUCAUCUUUUUGUUUUUAUUAAAAUAAAUCACAUGUA
This is a messenger RNA of Lates calcarifer (barramundi perch), 2652 nucleotides long. RefSeq names its product claudin 12 (gene cldn12). Bases 194 to 1267 code for a protein of 357 amino acids. The transcript has 3 exons. Gene Ontology annotation, cellular component: plasma membrane. The record is from RefSeq and is a predicted model, not a curated record. NCBI's taxonomy places the organism in Eukaryota, Metazoa, Chordata, Actinopteri, Centropomidae.